AUUUAUUUACAUUCCACCUUCCAAGCUCCAUAGUUCCACUGAGUACUAUUUACGAUUUGCUACUUGCUGGGUGCAGUCAGUGUCAAUCUGUCAAAGUCUUGGACGUAUGGGAAAAAUUCGAGUGAACAACAGGAGCUAGGAAAUUGUUUUCUUUUUCAAAAAUCAUUCCAAUAAGUAUUUAUUUGCUAAAAUGCCGGAGGAAUUCGAUGGAUGCGAAUGCGUUUGGAGCCAUGAGCUCGCUAUGCGGCGGUUAUUAUCAUUGAUACGUCAAGGACAGGCACAUUGCACUGACAGCGAAUGCACGGAUGUGGUAUUGCCACGGCCCAACAACGAUGCCGGUGAAAAUUUCACGUUCAUGUCGAUGUUCUUUCUAAUUGCUGUGAUAUUGUACUUUAUUCGACCGAGUGCUUUUAUGCGGCCACAAAAUGGUACGGAGAAACCACAACAGCCACCACCAGGUGGAGAGGGUCCAAACAAUGGAGCACCACCAACCAUCAAUUGAUAUACAGUGUGUACGGGUAUCCCAUUGAAUCAGAUAACAGUUUAUUUCUAUCAUUCUCAAUUUGCAAGAUAAGAGCCAGCGGUGACAGAAUGGAAACAGUUGAAGUUGAUAUUUUGCAAGGCUCGCGAGGGUCAAAAAGAAAAUUUCAGUUCAAAUGAAUAUUUCUCCUUUUCAGAGCAGAAUUGAAAAUCAAUGUAUUUUUCCUUUAGCUCUUGAUAAACAUUGGGUACUUUUCACUGUUUUUUUUCUAUUCUUUUAUUAUAUUUCCUUAUCCACAUAAAUUUGAAGAAGAAUUUAUUAACACAAGUAAUUGAAUAGAAUGUUUUAAUAAUUAAAACCGAAAUAACAAAAUUGUCA
This is a messenger RNA of Hermetia illucens (black soldier fly), 859 nucleotides long. Its product is annotated as small integral membrane protein 14. The record is from RefSeq and is a predicted model, not a curated record. Bases 191 to 502 code for a protein of 103 amino acids. The transcript is spliced from 5 exons. Lineage: Eukaryota; Metazoa; Arthropoda; Insecta; Diptera; Stratiomyidae. Gene Ontology annotation, cellular component: endoplasmic reticulum.